AUGACCGACUUUGGACCUCGUGCCCCCCAUGGGCCUGAUAUGACGGGAGACCAUAACCCACUGGAGGACAUGGAUAUCCACGAGAAGGGUGCUUUCGAUUCCCUCAUCCGCCCCGAUGACAGUUAUACCCCCGAGGGCACCUACUGGGCCGAUUUGCCGCUUCUCAAGAAGAUUCGUUUCGUCACCGCAUACGACAACCAAGAAGCCAAGCGGGAAUUGAGCGAUAUUUGGGCCAUGGUCAAGAAGGACCCGCUCUCCCCUGUUUCUUACUACUUCCGCAACAUGGUUCUCCCCGGUGCUGGUCUCGGUCUGGAGGGUUAUGUGCUGUUCUCCAUCGGCAACAUUAAGCCUCUCUUUGAGAAGGCUUUCCCGGCAUGCUGGGAUACGGCUGAGAUUUGCAGCCAGUCGUGGCUCUCCGCCAUCGAAUAUCUCGAAAUCAUUGGUAUCAUCGUGGGUCAGGUACUGGUUGGAGUUUUGGGUGACUGGAUUGGCCGUCGCUGGGGUUUGAUCCAAGAUGCUGCUAUCAUGCUUCUCGGUCUCAUCAUGCUCACUGCCGCCUGGGGCGUGACACAGAAUGGCUGGGUUAUCUGCUAUGCCUGGUCUCUUUUCAUCUACGGCAUUGGUGUCGGCGGUGAGUACCCCAUGACCGCCACCAGCGGUAUGGAAAACGCUGUCGGCUCUGGCAAGAUCUCCACCAAGGAAGAUCGUCUGCACCGUGGCCGCAAGGUUACCAGUGCCUUCCUGAUGCAGGGUUGGGGUCAAUUCUUCAACCAGGUUCUGCUCAUCAUCCUCCUGCUCUGUUUCCACCACGGUAGCGGCAACAACCCCUACUCUGCUGUUGCUGUUCAGUGGACCUACCGUGUUUCCUUCGCCAUUCCGGCCGUUGGCACCCUCUGGCUCGUGUACUACCGUGCCUACCACAUGAAGGCUGCCAGCAAGCAACUCGCCGCUGCCAAGAAGAAGGCCUCCGUUACUGGUUACGAUGCCCAGUCUCUCAAGCUGACCUUCCACCACUUCGGAUUCCGCAUCUUUGCCACUGCUGGCGGCUGGUUCGCCAACGAUGUCUUCUUCUACGGCAACAAGCUCUUCCAGAGCGAGUUUAUCAAGGUCAUCAGCCCCGCCUCCGAGUCCGUCAUGCCCACUUGGCUGUGGAAUUUGUGCAAUGUCGGUGUCUCGCUUUGCGGAUACUACAUGGCCUCUUUCCUGAUCGACAACAAGCUGUACGGCCGCAAAUGGAUGCAGAUCAUCGGUUUCCUGCUCUGUUUCAUUUUGUUCGUCGUCCCUGCCUUCAACUUCGAUUACUACCGCCGGCCCGAGAACAUCAGGUCUUUCCAGGCCAUGUACUUCCUCAGCUCUUUCUUCAACCAGUUUGGCCCGAACUCGGUCUCUUUCCUGGUUGCCGCAGAGGUGUUCCCCACCCCUAUUCGUGCAUCUGCUCACGGUAUGUCUGCUGCCUGGGGUAAGGCCGGUGCCCUUCUGGCUGCCGUCCUGUACAACUACAUCGACACCCAGACCAAGUUCUACGUGGUGCCUUGGUUCGGUCUGCUUGGUGCUGUGAUCACUGCGUUCUUCCUCCCGGACACCACUGGUCUGGAUCUCAAGGAGCAGGAGCGCCGUUGGGAAUACCUCCGUCAGGGUAAAGAGGAGGAGUACCAUGGACCUGCUGUCCACCCCAAGCACCUGUCAUGGUAUGAGCGCUACAUUCUCAAGAAGGGCCGCUUCUACAAUGCCGAGCUCGAUUACCAACGCAAAGUCGAGGAGUACCGCAUCGAGUGGGAGUCUGCCAUGGCAGCCAAGGUCGCCGAGAAGGAGAACGCAAAUGACACCACAUUUGAUACCGACGACACCCUUCUCGAGGGCCAUGUUCACACCUACUUCCAUCGCACCAGCCCCAUGUUCAAGGGCAUGGAGAAGACUGUCCCCUCCAAACAGGACAACUUUGCCUUGCCUCCGCCUGCGGAGAGCGAGUCCGAAGACAACUACUCAAAUGAGAAGCAAUAA
This is a messenger RNA of Penicillium bovifimosum, 2001 nucleotides long. Its product is annotated as putative MFS phosphate transporter. Gene Ontology annotation, cellular component: membrane. Bases 1 to 2001 code for a protein of 666 amino acids. NCBI's taxonomy places the organism in Eukaryota, Fungi, Ascomycota, Eurotiomycetes, Eurotiales, Aspergillaceae. The transcript is spliced from 2 exons. Gene Ontology annotation, molecular function: transmembrane transporter activity. The record is from RefSeq and is a predicted model, not a curated record. Gene Ontology annotation, biological process: transmembrane transport.